AAUUUAAAAUUUAUAGUGAUCACAAGAUUUAAUUCAUCUAUCUAAAUAUGAUUAAUGUUUGUUUCUGUCUUUUCCUAGUCUUUUUUAUUUUUUCUUCAGCAGAAACUGUAAAUAUGACUGAUUUAUAUUUCACUGAAAAUGUUUUUCUGCGUUUGUAUAAUAGGAAUGGUUCUUAUAUUGAUAAAAAUAUAAGGAAUGCUAAUCAAUUGUUACCUUACAUACGAAAGGAUAAUAAUUUAAUAUUUUAUUUAACUGGUUAUACAUAUGACAUCGAUUCUGACAAUGUGAAAAUGAUAACGAAUGCAUAUUUAUAUAAUACACAAGAUAAUAUUUUAGCACUUGAUUAUCGAGAUAUUACAAAUCAAAUUUAUCUAAUUUCCGUGAUAACAAUAAAUAAACUGAGCACAUUUAUAGCCAAUGCUCUGAAUAAUUUAGUGAAUAAUGGCGUGAAUCCAGAAAAGAUACAUUUAAUUGGACAUUCAUUAGGUGCACAACUUGCAGCGAGAAUUGGUCGUAAAACGAACUUCAAAAUUCCCAGGAUAACAGCCUUAGAUCCUGCUGGUCCUUUAUAUUAUAUUUUCAAUUCUCAUAUAAGUCCUUCCGAUGCUAAAUUUGUGGAUGUUAUACACACUGAUAUGGGUUUCUACGGAUUGGCUGUAAAAGUUGGUCAUGUAGAUUUCUUUCCCAAUUAUGGUUAUAGACCGCAACCAGGUUGUAAAAUAAUCGGCCCAUUACUGUCAACACAGGGUUUUAAUGCUGCGAAUAAUUUACGAAUAUUAAUUAAAAAUGUUUUCUUGCGUUUAUAUAACAGGAAUGGCUUUUAUAUUGAUAAAAAUUUAAAAAAUAUUGAUCAAUUAUUAUCUCAUGUACAAAAGAACAAUAGUAUAGUGUUUUAUAUAACUGGUUACUGGUGUGACAUUAAUUCUGAUGACGUGAAACUAAUAACUAAUGCAUAUUUAAAUAAUACGCAGGAUAAUAUUCUAGCACUUGAUUAUCGGGAUAUUACGUAUCAGGCUUAUAUAAUUUCUACGAUGGCAAUCAACAUACUUGGCGAACUUAUGGCCAAUGCUUUGAACAACAUAGUAGACAGAGGUGUGAAUCCAGAAAAGAUACAUAUAAUUGGACACUCAUUAGGCGCACAUCUUGCAGCAAAAAUUAGUCGUAAAACAAAAUUCAAAAUUCCCAGGAUAACAGCUUUAGAUCCUGCUGGUCCUUUCUUCUACAUUCUCAAUGCUCAUUUGACGAAUUCUGAUGCUAAAUUCGUAGACGUUAUACACACCGAUAUAGGCAUUUUGGGACUCGCUAAAAAAGUUGGUCAUGUAGAUUUUUAUGUUAAUUAUGGUGUCAGACCGCAGCCAGGCUGUACGUCAACCAAUCUGAUAUUGUUUUUGAUAGAUAUUUGUAGUCACAAUAGAUCUGUCGAAUUUUAUGCGGAAUCGAUUAGAGACAAUAACGCCUUCAUAGGCAAAUGCAGAAAUCAGUGUAAUAAUGUAUUUACUCCAAUGGGAUACGCUACACCUAGCAACGUGAAGGGUAAUUAUGAUGUUUUCACAAAUGCAUAUUCUCCCUAUGGUCGAGGCUACGAUGGGACUCGUGUCAUAAUCAAUGUGUAACACAUUAUAUUUGUUUAUAAAUUGAUUAUUUAUUAUAUAUAUAU
Apis dorsata (giant honeybee) is the source of this 1657-nucleotide messenger RNA. RefSeq lists its product as uncharacterized. Lineage: Eukaryota; Metazoa; Arthropoda; Insecta; Hymenoptera; Apidae. The coding region runs from base 48 to 1613 and encodes 521 amino acids. The record is from RefSeq and is a predicted model, not a curated record. Gene Ontology annotation, molecular function: lipase activity. The transcript is spliced from 12 exons.